AUGGCGCAGCAAGGAACUCAGCUAGACCGAGAAAACUUUUCUUGUUCAAUCUGUCUGGAUCUACUGAAGGAUCCAGUGACUAUUCCCUGUGGACACAGCUACUGCAUGAGCUGUAUUAAAAACUUCUGGGAUGAAGAGGAUAAGAAGGAAAUCUACAGCUGCCCUCAGUGCAGACAGACCUUCACACCGAGGCCUGUCCUAAUGAAAAACACCAUGUUUGCAGCUUUAGUGGAGCAGCUGAAGAAGACUGGACUCCAAGCUGCUGCUACUGAUCUCUGCUAUGCUGGACCUGAAGAUGUGGCCUGUGAUUUCUGCACUGGGAAGAAGUUCAAAGCCUUAAAGUCCUGUUUGGUGUGUCUCGUCUCAUAUUGUGAGAAACACCUCCAGCCUCAUUAUGAAUCAACAAAUUUUAAGAAACACAAGCUGGUCGACCCCUCAGAGAAGCUCCAGGAGAACAUCUGCUCUCGUCAUGAUGAGGUGAUGAAGAUGUUCUGCCGCACUGAUCAGCAGAUUAUCUGUUAUCUCUGCUCUGUGGAUGAACAUAAAGGCCACGACACAGUCUCAGCUGCAGCAGAAAGGACUGAGAGGCAGAGAGAGCUCGAGGUGAGUCGACUAAACGUCCAGCAGAGAAUCCAGGACAGAGAGAAAGAUGUGAAUCUACUUCAACAGGAGGUGGAGGCCGUCAGUCUCUCUGCUGAUAAAGCAGUGGAGGACAGUGAGAAGAUCUUCACUCAGCUGAUCCAUCUCCUCCAGAAAAGAAGCUCUGAUGUGAAGCAGCAGAUCAGAUCCCAGCAGGAAACUGAAGUGAGUCGAGUCAAAGAGCUUCAGGAGAAGCUGCAGCAGGAGAUCACUGAGCUGAAGAGGAAAGAUGCUGAACUGAAGCAGCUCUCACACACAGAGGAUCACAACCAGUUUCUACAAAACUACCCCUCAGUGUCACAACUCAGUGAACCUACAGACUCAUCCAGCAUCAAUAUCCGUCCUCUGAAAUACUUUGAGGAUGUGACAGCAGCUGUGUCAGAGCUCAGAGAUAAACUACAGGACAUCAUGAAGGAUGAAUGGACAAACAUCUCACUGACAGUGACUGAAGUGGACGUUUUACUGUCCAAUUCAAAAUCAGAGCCCAAGACCAGAGCUGGAUUCUUAAAAUAUUCAUGUGUAAUCACACUGGAUCCAAAUACUGCAUACACAAGCGUGUUAUUACACGAGGGUAACAGAAAAGCAGAAGUAAUGGCACAACAACAGUCUUAUUCUCAUCACCCAGAAAGAUUCACUAAUUAUAAUCAGGUGCUUAGUAGAGAGAGUCUGACUGGACGUGGUUACUGGGAGGUGGAGUGGAGAGGAAGUAGAAUUCGUGUAGCAGUCGCAUACAAGAAUAUCAGCGGAGCAGGAGGUACAAAUGAAUGUCUAUUUGGAGGUCCUCGUUCCUCCAGACUAGGAGUGUACCUGGAUCACAGAGCAGGUAUUCUGUCCUUCUACAGCGUCUCUGAAACCAUGACUCUCCUCCACAGAGUCCAGACCACAUUCACUCAGCCUCUCUAUGCUGGAGUUUGGCUUAAUUCUGUUGGAGACACAGCUGAUUUCUGCUGCUUCGAGAGAGGCUUACUGAGAGCCAGAAUGGCGCAGCAAGGUGUUAAUCUGGACCAAAAAACCUUUUCUUGUUCGAUCUGUUUGGAUCUACUGAAGGAUCCAGUGGCUAUUCCCUGUGGACACAGCUACUGCAUGAGCUGUAUUAACAACUUCUGGGAUGAAGGGGAUAAGAAGGAAAUCUACAGCUGUCCUCAGUGCAGACAGACAUUCACACAGAGGCCUGUCCUGAUGAAAAACACCAUGUUAGCAGUUUUGGUGGAGCAGCUGAAGAAGACUGGACUCCAAGCUGCUCCUGCUGAUCUCUGCUAUGCUGGACCUGACGAUGUGGCCUGUGAUGUCUGCACUUGGAGGAAGCUGAAAGCCCUCAAGUCCUGUCUGGUAUGUCUGGCAUCUUAUUGUGAGAAUCACCUCCAGCCUCAUUAUGAAUCACCGACAUUCAAAAAACACAAACUGGUCGAUCCCUCGGAGAAGCUACAGGAGAACAUCUGCUCUCGUCAUGAUGAGGUGAUGAAGAUGUUCUGUCGUACUGAUCAGCAGAGUAUCUGUUAUCUCUGCCCUGUGGAUGAACAUAAAGGCCAUGACACAGUCUCAGCUGCAGCAGAAAGGACUGAGAGGCAAGGCGAGCUCGAGGUGAGUCGACUAAACAUCCAGCAGAGAAUCCAGGACAGAGAGAAAGAUGUGAAGCUGCUUCAACAGGAGGUGGAGGCCGUCAGUCUCUCUGCUGAUAAAGCAGUGGAGGACAGUGAGAAAAUCUUCACUGAGCUGAUCCGUCUCCUCCAGAAAAGAAGCUCUGAUGUGAAGCAGCAGAUCAGAUCCCAGCAGGAAACUGAAGUGAGUCGAGUCAAAGAGCUUCAGGAGAAGCUGCAGCAGGAGAUCACUGAGCUGAAGAGGAAAGACGCUGAACUGAAGCAGCUCUCACACACAGAGGAUCACAAGCAGUUUCUACACAACUACCCCUCAGUGUCACAACUCAGUGAACCUACAGAAUCAUCCAGCAUCAAUAUCUGUCCUCUGAGAUACUUUGAGGAUGUGACAGCAACUGUGUCAGAGCUCAGAGAUAAACUACAGGACAUCCUGAAGGAGGAAUGGACAAACAUAUCACUGACUGUGACUGAAGUGGACGUUUUACUGUCACAAACAGAGCCCAAGAUCAGAGCUGGAUUCAUAAAAUAUCCAUGUGAAAUUUCACUGGAUCCAAACACAGCAAACACAUGGCUGUUAUUAUCAGAGGGGAACAGAAAAGUAGAACGAAUGAGACAAAAACAGUCUUAUUCUAGUCACACAGACAGAUUCACUGAUCAUUAUCAGGUCCUGAGUAGAGAGAGUCUGACUGGACGUUGUUACUGGGAGGUGGAGUGGAGAGGGAGAGGAGUUGGUGUAGCAGUCACAUACAAGAAUAUCAGGAGAGCAGGAGUUGCAAAUGAAGGUCUAUUUGGAUACAAUGACAAAUCUUGGGCUUUAAGAUGUGACAAUAACAGUUCUAAAUUUUUGUUCAACAACAUCUCAACUCCCGUCUCAGGUCCUGGUUCCUCCAGACUAGGAGUGUACCUGGAUCACAGAGCAGGUAUUCUGUCCUUCUACAGCGUCUCUGAAACCAUGACUCUCCUCCACAGAGUCCAGACCACAUUCACUCAGCCUCUCUAUGCUGGAGUUUGGCUUAAUUCUGUUGGAGACACAGCUGAGUUGUGUAAACUCAAAUAGACAGAAGUCAUUUCAGACUUCAUGUGUCAGA
This is a messenger RNA of Scomber scombrus (Atlantic mackerel), 3322 nucleotides long. RefSeq names its product E3 ubiquitin/ISG15 ligase TRIM25-like. The record is from RefSeq and is a predicted model, not a curated record. Lineage: Eukaryota; Metazoa; Chordata; Actinopteri; Scombriformes; Scombridae. The transcript has 3 exons. Gene Ontology annotation, molecular function: protein binding; zinc ion binding. Bases 1 to 3291 code for a protein of 1096 amino acids.